AUGAGCUCGAAUCAGGAAUCUCUGACCACCACAGGCGCUGCUGCACAACAGAGGAGAUCGGGCGAGACUGGUCGUCUAAGUUCUGCUAGUCGGCCCUCGGAAGUGGUGGACACUCGUAUGAACCAACAAGACCUUGGGGGCUUCCUUGAUGAGGACGAUACCUCCUUUGCCGACAUGGUCAACAGCAGUCCGGUGUCAGCUUCAAACGAGGCUCCACGAGAUGACAAACAGGGAGCUACGGCUGCUGUCAAUGAUGUAGACUCACAGGAAGAUGAGGAUGAUGAUGGCCCUGAUCUGUAUACCCAGCUGCAAGAUGAUAGUACACCAGUCUUGCCUCGCUUGCAUGAAGGCCAGACUCGAGUUACUAUAGCUAUUGGGAACACCAUAGUGUCGGAGGAGCUCUCUGCAGUAAGGCAGAAGGUGUAUUUCAGCGUCAAGGUCUUGGGCACAGUUUUUGAAGGAAGCAUAGUGGAGAGCCAAGAGGAGAAGUUGGUGUUGGAAGAUGAGGAUAGUAAUGUGAGUGGACCACUAGAGGGAGGGGAGGAGGAAGACGAGGUUGAUGAGAGUGAUGCACCGCCGAUCUAUCCAGCAGGGAAGAAGGGCGCUACGGAGAUCGAAGAAAUGAGUCAGCGGAUAGAAGCGUUAGCAUUGAAAGUUACUCAGAUGGUGACUCUGCCGAACAACACCCAUGUAGGCCUUCCGACCUCUGUGGAGACAUUCCGAGCUGCUGUGGAGCAGAUCAGAACAGCCCUCGACCAGCAUAAGGACGAGGAUACGAGGAAGUCGGUUAUCACCAAACUAAAGGAGGACACUCUUAGGCCAGCCGUCAUAAAGGUAAUUGCCGAUAUGAUCGAGAAAGGACCCUAUUACUAUCAUUCGAUAGAUGAUAGUACCAUAGCCAACUUGAAGGCAGAGGCCUUUGCUAUACUGUCCAGCCACGUUUCGUCGGUCCUGUCAGCGGUCGACGCUUUGAGGAGCCCUCUUGCUAUCACCGAAGACACCUUGAUCAAGUCUAUGCGCCUAGCUUGGGAAGCUGAGUUUGUGUAUCAGAAUUAUACCUUUGCCGCUUGGGAAUACAAAAGGCAAAUCGUUACCAGGCCCCAAAACCCCUCUUUGGACCAAGAAGGUUGGAGAGAAUACAGACAGAGGGCUUGGUUGAGAUAUUCAGCAUUCCUAAGGCGAUGUACUCAACAGAACGUAGCUGCUGAACAUGCCUUACGGGAAGCGGUGAUGCUAGGGUACAAUCGAGAGUUGAGGGAGAUGGAAGGCAUAACUGAUCCAUUAGUGAAUCUCAUCAAGGCAAUCAAUCUGCACGUCCAGGAAGAUAUAGAGGGUUGCCAUCGCUACCUUGGUCUUGCGGCUCGAGACGAGGCAUUCUUCCGAGGGGUCAAGACAGAACAGCAGAUAUUCGAUAAACUAAGGUCCGUCGUGCUUAUGCAGGAGUUGUUGUUGAUGAUGGAGGAUAGGCUCUAUGACGGCGCAGAACACAGAGAGGAUGAGCUCGCCACAGGGCAUGUGGCUGAGCAUUCCCCAAGGUCUACUGAUGAUCCAGAUCCAAGCACUGCCUGCCUGGGGCUGCUUGUCAACCUCCUCCCACCUAGCAGUAUGUCCUUCUUCAGCCACGUCUUCAGACGGUGGUGUGAGUUCCACCAUCUGGUAGCGGUUAGCCUUGCCAAUAAGGGGCGCUGGGAUAAAGCUGCAGAGGUUCUUGAUAGAGUUCUCGCCAUCGAACCUCAACGUAAACCAAGAGAACGAUCGCUACUGCCUGCCCUUGGCCUCACAGGCACGGCUUCGAUUGCCGAAGUGCUGAUCAAGGCCGCGACAGGCGGCCACGGCCUGCAGGAGGAGAGCAACACAGGAACCCAGCCCUUACGGUUACUCGCUGUAUUACGCUAUACUGAUCUGCUUCUCAAGAAGAAGAAGUGGACUCAGGCUCAAGAGUUCCUUAUGGUUACCCACAGGGAAGCUAAGAAGGCCCUAUCAAUGGCUCUGGGACUGGCAGACACAUCGCGACUACCUACCCUAUCAGGCGAGCUGACAAGUGGGCAUCCUAUGUUGCAUGCUGACUGCUGGGGUUUGAUGUCAUUGGUACUCCUACGUGAUGGGCAGCCGUGUGAAGACAGCACACAGCAAUCGCGUGAAUGCUUCGAUCUUUACAUGCUUAAUGAACCUGUGAACGUACAAGUACUGACAGAAGUGGGCUUUGCUUGGUUAUCGAGAGGCAUGCCAUCCCUUGCAGAGGUGGCAGCUUGCCGUGCUCUGGAACUUGACGCUAGUGGCCCUGCACAUUGGCUCUACGGAUGCACCCUAUGUGAACAGAAAGAUGUGAGGCAAGGUCUAUUGGAACUGCAAACAGCUAUCGGCUUGCUAUGGGAUGAUGAGAUACAGCGAGCAGAGAUAGUGGCUGAUGCCGAGAAAUACCUACAGACUGAGGGAGCUUAUGACCCACCCAUGAUGGAAGCCAUUCAUGCGGCCAACAAGGUUGGAGCGGCUCGACAUAUCCAUGUCACGAUCGGAUGCAAUCAGGUGGCACAGAAGAAGCAAGAUUCGACUAUCUCAGCGACUGCUACAUACUGA
Molecule: messenger RNA, 2577 nt
Organism: Perkinsus marinus ATCC 50983
Lineage: Eukaryota; Perkinsozoa; Perkinsida; Perkinsidae
Exons: 22
Coding region: 1-2577 (858 amino acids)
Molecular function (GO): protein binding
Source: RefSeq, a predicted model, not a curated record